Messenger RNA from Amborella trichopoda, 597 nucleotides. Its product is annotated as gamma-secretase subunit. The record is from RefSeq and is a predicted model, not a curated record. Gene Ontology annotation, cellular component: gamma-secretase complex. Lineage: Eukaryota; Viridiplantae; Streptophyta; Magnoliopsida; Amborellales; Amborellaceae.
AGAGAGGGAGGGGAAGAAUGGAGGAGGGGGAAGCAGAGGAGAGGAGGCAUCUGACAGCAGGAGGAGAAGGGAGGGGCCAUCUUUCUCUCUCUACUUCGUGGCCUACAGUGGAUGGCCUAUUGGGCCUCGACGAAGAAGACGCCGUUAAAUACGCUCGCAACUUCUUUAGGGCUGGCUUCUUUCUCCUCCCCUUCCUCUGGUUCCUCAAUUCCUUCUACUUUUGGCCUGUCCUCACUCGCUCUUCGUCUUUCCCUCGCCUUCGCCCUUAUGUUCUAGGGUCUGCCAUUGGCUUUGCGGUGUUCAUGGUGCUACUUUGCUUGUGGGCCCUCACAUUUGCCAUUGGAGGAGAGCGUCUGUUCGGCCCCAUUUGGCAGCACCUUGUGAUGUAUAAUGUGGCUAACACAUUUGGGCUCACAUCUUGGAGCCAAAUGUAGACUUUGUUUUGAUCAUUAAUAGCAUUUCAUCGUAUAUUACCCAAGGAAAUUAUAUUUUUAUAUCACUACAGGUGUCCGAAGUCACAAUUCACAAAAACUUGGUACAAGCAUUCAAUUUGUAAAUUUUGACAAAUUUUCCUAAUAUAAUCCUAAUUUUGGUUUA